Colletotrichum higginsianum IMI 349063 is the source of this 2112-nucleotide messenger RNA. Its product is annotated as Calcineurin-like phosphoesterase. Lineage: Eukaryota; Fungi; Ascomycota; Sordariomycetes; Glomerellales; Glomerellaceae. The record is from RefSeq and is a predicted model, not a curated record. Gene Ontology annotation, biological process: GPI anchor biosynthetic process. The coding region runs from base 1 to 2112 and encodes 703 amino acids. The transcript is spliced from 2 exons. Gene Ontology annotation, cellular component: endoplasmic reticulum.
AUGGCUCCGCCUCACAGCACCGGCAAUGGCUACACAUACAAGGGGUCCAAGUCUGCCGCUGCCUCUCUGCCUUUUCAACACUACAAUGACGCCAGCUUCCGCGCCCGCCUCCGACCCGUGAUUGUUGUCGUAGUGCGAUUGCUGAGAUCAAUCUGGAUCUUUUGGCACACCCGCGGAAAACGACUGGCCGCCAACAUCAUGCGGCAAGUCGGCUGGCAGCUGAGGCAGAACUUGACCGCGCGCCGCCUCCUGAGCUUCACGCACCUGCUGGUGUGUCUGUGGUUCCUCGUGCUGCUCUGGGGCGAGCAUUGGGUCUUUGAGAGUCGAGUUGCCGACUGCAAAUGGAGCAAUUGGGAGAACUGGCCUGCCGGGUCGAGCCCGCACCACCUCGUCCUCGUCGCCGACCCCCAGAUCAUCGACCCGAAAUCCUACCCCGGCCGCCCGUGGCCCUUGUCUGACCUGACAGUCUUGAUAACCGACAACUACAUGCGAAGGGGGUACCAGCAGCUCCAGUCGCAGCUGCAGCCCGACUCGCUGUUCCUUCUUGGCGACCUCUUUGACGGCGGACGAGAGUGGAAGACGGCGCACAGCGACUUCAAGGACCCCGACUGGGCCGUCAGCAGGCGACCCAACAACGAAAAGGAUCAUGUCAAGAACUGGAACAAAAACUACGGCCAGGAGUUCUGGCUCAAGGAGUACGAGCGCUUUGGCGACAUUUUCUUCAAGGACUGGAAUCUCGGCGGCACCAAGGCGGGCGACUGGCAGAGGGGGCGCAAGCUGGUCGCCAGCCUGCCCGGAAACCACGACCUGGGCUUCGGAGACCAGGUCAAGGGGUCCGUUCGCGAGCGCUUCAACACCUUUUUCGGCGACGUCAACCGCGUUGAUGUCAUCGGCAACCACUCCAUCGUCUCCGUCGACACUGUUUCCCUGAGCGCGAGCGCCUCGCGGCAGGCUGGCGUAGACCUCAAAGCGAUCCACGCGCCCGCCGACAUCUUCUUGAAGGAUGUGCAGUUCACCAAGCGCAAGGCCGUCGAGAAAGAGCUGCGGUUCUGGAGGGGCGAUCUGGAAGGCGUCGCCUAUGGGCACGAGGUCGAGGACUUGGACACGGCUGACGCAGCAGUGCCGACGAUCGUACCGGGGGAAGACGGACCCGAAUUCCCCACCAUUCUCCUUACCCACGUGCCUUUGUACCGGGAUCCCGGGACGCCUUGCGGACCGCAACGAGAGCACUGGCCGCCGACCAAGCCGCCCAAGGGGCAAAAGGGCCCCAUUGUCCCGGAUCAUCGCAACGCCAUUUCGGUCUCGGCUGGCUAUCAGUAUCAGAACGUUUUGAAUGAGGAUGAUUCGGUCCGGCUCGUCAAGAGUGUCGGCAAUGUCGUCCACGUCUUCUCGGGCGACGACCACGAUUACUGCGAGAUUGUCCAUUCUCCCGAGAAGGAAAACGUUCGCGAGAUCACCGUCAAGAGCAUCAGCAUGGCCAUGGGCGUGCCCACCCCCGGAUUCCUCAUGGUCAGUCUGUACAACCCGGUGGACGGUAACGGCAAACCACUGCCCGGGGCCCCGGAGAAGACGUUGCAGACCCAUCUCUGCCUGCUGCCGAAUCAGCUCGCUACCUACGCCAAGUAUGCCGGGCUCGCCUUCGUCACCAUCGUUGCCAUCAGCAUCAGGUCGUUCCUCGUGCCUGCUCUCAACCUGACGCCAUUCGCGUUACAGCCAGAGCAGCCGCAAGGCGCCAUCCUACCCACAAUCAAGGACAAGGCCGAGGAUAACGGCACUUACAACAUGCAUUCGACAUCAGCGACGUCUGGGUCUCGGUUCCUCACAUCGUCAUCGUCACGGACUAGGAGCGGGUCCAUCCGGUCAAACGGCUCUGCCCCCAUUCCACCGCCUAAGAGCAAGCCUAAAAAGCAAGGAUGGAGCCACCGCGCGCCUCGAAUCGACAUCUUCCAAGACGACUUCUACGGCACGACCAAACCACGGUUGACGUGGACGGCAGCGUCCCAACGGUCGAGGACGACCCUCGGACGGGUUGUUCGAGAGAUUGGCGCCUCAACGUGGAGGGUGAUCUGGAUGGUCGUCUUGUUUUGGGCGUAUCUUGCAUACAAGGGAUAG